Manis javanica (Malayan pangolin) is the source of this 5301-nucleotide messenger RNA. RefSeq names its product thioredoxin related transmembrane protein 4 (gene TMX4). NCBI's taxonomy places the organism in Eukaryota, Metazoa, Chordata, Mammalia, Pholidota, Manidae. Gene Ontology annotation, molecular function: disulfide oxidoreductase activity. The record is from RefSeq and is a predicted model, not a curated record. Gene Ontology annotation, cellular component: endomembrane system.
CCGGGCAACGGCAAGUCGAGGCGGUUGGGGGCGUGGCCUCGGCGAGCCCAGGCCGAUAAGAGGCGGUGUUGGCCCGUGUCGCGAGCCCGGCUUGUCGGCGCUGUCGGGCGGAGGCGGGGCGGCCUGGCAUCUCCUCCGACUACCUGGAAAGGCCUAUCAGGCGGGAGCGGUCCUGCGGGCCCACCGUUUUCCUUUCCUUACACCCUCUUGCAGGGAGGCCGCGUCCCGCUCCCUAACAUGGCGGGCGGACGCUGGGGCCAGCUGCUGACUGCGCUCCUGGCCGCCCACGUCGUGGCGGCAGCGGCGGAAGCCGGCCCCGAGCAGGCAGCGCCGCCGGAGGAGCAGAGCCGGGUGCUGCCCAUGACCGCCUCCAACUGGACGCUGGUGAUGGAGGGCGAGUGGAUGCUGAAAUUUUAUGCCCCUUGGUGUCCAUCCUGCCAGCAGACCGAUUCAGAAUGGGAGACGUUUGCAAAGAAUGGUGACAUACUUCAGAUCAGUGUGGGGAAAGUAGAUGUCAUUCAAGAACCAGGUUUGAGUGGCCGCUUCUUUGUCACCACUCUCCCAGCAUUUUUUCAUGCAAAGGAUGGGGUAUUCCGCCGUUACCGUGGCCCAGGAGUCUAUGAAGACCUGCAGAAUUAUAUCUUGGAGAAGAAAUGGCAAUCAGUUGAACCUCUGACUGGCUGGAAAUCCCCAGCUUCUCUAACGAUGUCUGGAAUGGCUGGUCUUUUUAGCAUCUCUGGCAAGAUAUGGCAUCUUCACAACUAUUUCACAGUGACCCUUGGAAUUCCUGCUUGGUGUUCCUAUGUCUUUUUCGUCAUAGCUACCUUGAUUUUUGGCCUUUUCAUGGGUCUGGUCUUGGUGGUAAUAUCAGAAUGUUUCUCUGUGCCCCUUCCAAGGCAUUUAUCUGAAGGUUCUGAGCAGAAUCAGAGGUCGGAGGAAGCACAGAGGGCCGAACAGUUGCAGGAUGCAGAGGAGGAAAAAGAUGAUUCAAAUGAAGAAGAAAACAAAGACAGCCUCAUAGAUGAUGACGAAGAGAAGGAAGACGUUGGUGAUGAGGACGAAGUAGAGGAGGAAGAGGAGGAGGACAGCCUGGCUGUUGGUGUGGAUGAGGAGAGGAAUGACACGCAGGAGGACGUGGGACCUGAUGAGACCGAAGAGGCUGCCCCUGAGCAGCCCCGGUCUGCUGGCACAGAGGUGGCCGGAGACACGCUGAGGCAGCGCAAGAGUCCGAGUGCUGAUAGGGAUCAUCAGCCUAAUGAGAGCAUUUCAUAGAGUACGGCUCUGGUGUGCAGAUUAGACCAAAUCCUUGUAUUUUCCUGAAUGAGCAAGCUUCUCUUAUAAAACAGUUGCUAGUAGUGUAGUCUCAUGGCAUUAAGCUUCAUGUAUAUUGAGAAUCUUUCAGGCAUGACAAUCAGGGUACAGAAAAACAAACAUGGGCACAAGGGAUGGGCACAAGUUCAUUUAGUUGGGGCCAGAGGGCUUUGACCAAAGGAAGCAACCCCAGGCCCUCAUUAGUACCUUUCACGGAAAGGGCUGCAGCCUCCAUGAAAUGAAAGCAAGCAGCCUGAGAGCUUCCCCAAAGUGUAGCAGAAGUCUUGCUUCCUCUUCUUGGAUUAAGUAUUUAUUUUGGUCAAAUUGUAAGAAACAUCAGGUGCAUAGUACAGGGACACAUUUUAGAGAGAGAGAUUGAGAGAGCCUUGGAAAUGAUUACAGAAAAGGGCUUAGAAGUCAUCCCAGCUCUCUGAAUUUCCUUGAUCAUGCUUUAUUUAUUACCUGUAACAUUCACAGAGUUCCCCCCAGGGACCUGCAGGCUCUCCGCUGUCUUCACAGUCCAUCCUCAGUGAGAGGACUCACACAGCAGCCAGGUGACAUCAGCUGUGCUUUUCUGACCUAAGGGUUUAGGAAAUCAAGAACCAUAGCCCAUGAAGCUGUGACUGCCAAGCAUCUCAAGUAAAAUGUAACAUUUGGAGGUUCAAAAGGAAGUAGGUAUUUUACAGGAGAAAUUUUGUUGUUUUUUUUUUGGCCAAAAUGUAGUGACUUUUUUUUUUUAAGUUGCUUUCUCAAUAUUCUUUUUGAAGCCAAAAGUCCCCUAAGUCUUGCCAGUACAAGGUAGUCUUGUGAAGAAAACUUGAAACUGUUAUUUUAUAUCCGGUCUCAAAGGGUUACCUGGCUCUUGAACCACUUUAAUAAUAACUGAAAAACCAUUUCUGGUUUUCCUUCAGUGAUGUGCUUUUGGUGAAAGAAUUAGUGAAGUGAGUAUCUGGAAAUGAAAGAUUUGGUUUCGUUUCCUUCUUCCUUAGUCUUAUAAAGAUUUUUAUCCCUGUAAAUCUCUCAAUACUCAAUCUACUAAAUGUACCUUGGGGGCUCAAUUUCUUUAAAAAAAUACAUCCGUCCACUUCUGCCUUACCUGAUUUAUGUCUUAGAAUAAAUUCAUAAAAUUAGAUUCCAAGCUUAUGAAAGAUGGCUAAAGUUGAUCCUAUACCCCUUGGGUCCAGACAGAAUAACAAGUUAGUAUAGGUUUAUGAAAUUCAAAGAAUUUCUGUCAUCUUUAAGAAGAAAUAUGCAGUAUACUCCUAUCUGGCUGUUUAGAUAACCCUUGCAUUGUAUUAACUUUGAACAUGGCUCACUGGAGGAGGGGCAGGUUCUGAAACUACCCUGGCCUGGUUGAAUGAGCCUGUUGCAAGCCUUAUACAAAGGGAGUUUUUAUUCUGAUAGAAUCCAAUUUUUAGAAGUGGUUAUUUUUCAUCUUUCAACUCAGUUGCCUGACAAUCUCAUCCCCCACUACACUGAGGUUCUUCAUUAAGAGUCACCAAUGCUUUCUCUUUCUAUAACACACCCUGGAGUUUGAGGCCAGGAGCAGAACCAAUAGUUUGGGAAAAUCUUAACUUUUGCUCAUUUUCUGCCACUCCCGCAUGUAGGUCUUGACACAUCCUCAUUGAAAGCGCCAUGGUUUUGAAGGCAGUGACUCCAUCUCCCUGAUGCUAGGAAGCUUUUCUGGGUCAUUCCUGAGUUGGGUCUGCCUCCCGUCACCAGAUUUCUUUCUCAUAUAAUCAGCUGUAACAGAGUCUUCAAAGUUCAUUAAGUUUAAGUUCACAGGUAUGGAAUAAGAAAGAUUUCAGAAUUUGGGUAUUCUGUAUAAUGCCCCUGCUGUAUUAAAAUAUUCAUAUAUUCUUGUAAAGUUGAGUGGUUGACUAGAGAGGAAAGAAUGAAGAAAUAAAUUCUAUUUUGGCUUUUUAUAAAUGUAAGGCCAAUUUCCAGUGGGACCCCAAAUAGUACCUAAUUAUGUAAUAAGAAAAAUAUAUUUUCUUUCUCAGCAAUACUUAAAAAAAAAAUUGGAAGAAGAGGGGAAAGCAGUUUGGAGAAGAGGACCCAUUAAAAAUGGAAGUGUCUGACUGUGGGAACCAUUUUUCUGCUUUUCCCUUUUUUUAAUAUCCUGGCAAAAGAUGGGAUUUUUACUAAAUGGCCUGACAAAUACUCAUCCAAUUUAAUUUCUUUCCACUUGAGAUUUUGUUUGUUUUCACUACUUACUGAAUUUAAACUAAAUGAAAAAAGUCAACCUGAAAUAAUUAAUACAUUACUGUUAACAAAUAAACAUUUCAGUAAGACCUUAUGGAUUUUUCCUGUUUAGAAUAUAUUUGAUCCAGAAGUCAAGUGCAUGGAAACUUGAUUUUAAUUUUAAAAAUUAAAAAUAACCAUGUUUCCCUAUAUUGCAAUAUCAAUUAUUUAGUUACAAAAUAGUAUUUGAUACAAGUCAAAAUCAGGUCAAUUAAAAGCAUGGAUUUUAGGAUGGGGGCAGGGCUUUGUGUGUGAAUAGGGGAAGCAGAGUGACUUUUCAUUGAUUAGAAGGAAAGUUUGGAACCUCUUUCUUUGUUUCUUUUAUUAUUCAUCUCUUGCCAGAACUACUAAACCACCCUGACUUGCUUAGAUCUCAGAGCGAAGCAGCACUGAGGCAACCGCACUUCUUCCCUUUGAGAAGUGCACAUUGCCUGGGGUGAGAAGCAGGGUCCUGCAGUUCCCAGGCCACGCCACAGUGCUUACGGCCUUACAACCUCGCCUCUUCUGUGGAUGAUCCCUGUUAGGCACAGGCCUUUCUAACUACGAAACCCAAAUAAUGACUGUAAUCUGAAGUAAACAACCUUUGGCCUGGGGUUGCCUUGUGACAGUAGAAAAAGCCAAAUUUUGACUUUUCUAUGGCCCAAACCCUUGUUGAUAGCUAUCGUGUUACUACCUGAUGUGGGCGUAUAUAAACCUGCAGAGCCCGCGUCCUGUACCACCUUUGAGGUAGAUGAUAAAAAUGUCUUCUAAGGCAAAUAACUUCACAUGUGACUUAAUUACCAUGUCCUUCAAGAGUAGAGUCUGUAUGCUGCUUUGUAGUAUGGGAAACAUUAAAGACUCUUAAAAAAAAAUUGAAAUGGUAAGGUACACCUGAGAUUCCAGCAUAAAACCUUAAUUUAGCAUGAAGUGAGAGAAGGGAGAGAUUGGUGCUUUUGCUAAUAUGCAUCAAUAGUUCAUUUAUGUCCUCAGUAUUGAAGUGUUAUUUCUUCUGGUAUUACAGAUGUGUGGUUGACCCAUCCUGUCAAAUAAACAUUUUGGAAAGUAUUCAUGUAAAACUUUUGUGCCAACAGAAAAGUUCCUUCUUGUUUAGUAUCUCUUUACCUCAGUCCUACAUGUUUUGUCCUUAAAACAUUAUAGCUUCUUUUGAAAAACCAAACAUGGACUCAUCAAACCUGAAGAGCCCUGUUGGGGAGCUUUUUGAGCAGCUUUUCCAAACCAGGAGGUUUGGUUGAAAGCCCUUUGGUAGUUUCAGACCAGGGCAUGGCCCUCACAUGGCCAUGUGAAUAGUUUCAUGUGAACUGUGACAGUGUAUAUGUGUGACUCAUAUACCUUUAACAUGUUUCUGAUGUAGUUUAAUCCUAUUUGUUUUAAAUAGCUUCUUGGUGCAAAUGCAAUUUUUCUACUACAAAUACUGUCUAUUUGUAUUGCAAAACAUUAUAAAUUUGUUAUUUAUAUUCUUUGUAAUAAUUUUAAUUAUAUAGCCAGGUGGUACUUAAUUAUUUUUCUCUUCACCUAUGUAUUCUUUGCUUCCUCAAAUAGCAUCUCUAGCAACUAGAAUGAGUCUCAAGUGGUACAUUGCCUGAUUAUAAAUCAUCUUUUCACAAAAUUGUACAUAAUCCUUGAUCUUAACAUGUUUUGGUUUCAUUGUAAAUAUCUGUUUGCAUCAAAACAUGAUGAUACUGAUAAGUAAAAACAAAAUAAUAUAUUGCUUUUCAUUAAGCACUUUUAUAAAAGCCAUUUGCCUCA